This is a messenger RNA of Protobothrops mucrosquamatus (brown spotted pit viper), 1149 nucleotides long. It is a transcript of the gene TMEM79, whose product is annotated as transmembrane protein 79. Bases 1 to 1149 code for a protein of 382 amino acids. NCBI's taxonomy places the organism in Eukaryota, Metazoa, Chordata, Lepidosauria, Squamata, Viperidae. Gene Ontology annotation, biological process: regulated exocytosis. The transcript is spliced from 3 exons. The record is from RefSeq and is a predicted model, not a curated record. Gene Ontology annotation, cellular component: lysosomal membrane; trans-Golgi network membrane.
AUGUCGGCCCUUGCUCCUUCGGAAGCCGUGGCGAUGGUGCCCCUGGGGAAGGACUCGUCCCCUGGGCAGAUGGCCCAAAGUCACAGCCAGGAGCCGAGUUCGGACAACACCGAGGCCACUUUGCCCUGGGACAAAGCCCAACACGAUGUAGCCGGAGAGAUGCCCGAGGUUUUGGAGAAGGACGCCCGGCCGAGCCCCGAGGGGAGCAUGAAGGCAGCCAUUUUGGACUCCGCCAUGGACCACCAGGCUUUCCUGAGGCCUCUUGAGGAUGACGAGGGCAGUGGGAUGCCCGCCAUGGCGGCCCACGCCUUCGUCCCCAUCGACCCCUUCUGCAUCGAACGCCGUCCCAGGAGCCGUAAGAAGCAGCCGUGGCGACUGGGAGUGCCGCCACAGGACAGGGCAGAGUGCCAGGAGGAGAAGGGCAACCCUGAGCAGCAGACCUUCCUCGUCGGAGGCUACUCGGCCUAUUCGCACGAACCGCCCGGUCCUGCCGGGGAGCCACCCCAGACCCCGUGUUGCCGGUCGAAGGGCUGCUGCAGCUCGGCCAACCUCAAAGCCGUGGGCUCCAUGAGUAGCUCCAUUAUUGUCUUCCCAUGCUUGAUCUACAGCGCCUACGUCUUCCUGCCCUUCGACGUGCCCCCCAUGGAUGACACGAGCGCCCGGCUGGUAUACACGCUGCGCUGCGGGGCUUUUGCCACCUUCCCCAUCAUUUUAGGGAUGAUGGUUUACGGGGUGUCCCUCCUUUGUGCCUCCUCCCUGCAGCCUCCUGAGGAGCUGGGCCGGGAGGUGCAGAUCCACCGGCACUUCGUCUCCCAGUCGGUCGACCUCUUCAUCCUCUACUUCUUCAACAUUAGCGUCCUUUCCACCUACCUGCCCCAGGAAUGGCUCAAGCUCAUCCCGCUGCUGACGGCCCUUUUUGCCAUCUCACGGCUUCUCUACUGGCUGGCAUACGCCAUGGGCCGCUCGUUCCGAGGCUUUGGAUUCGGCUUGACCUUCUUCCCCCUGGUCGCCAUGUUGCUCUUCAACCUCUACAGCAUGUUUCUGCUGGACACGGAGAACAUGUUUGCCGUCCGGAGUCCUAAGGCGGCUUCUUCCCCUUUGGUGAAGGAGGAGGAGCUGGCUGCCUCCAGGUCCUGGUACUGGGGGUGA